Messenger RNA from Staurois parvus, 368 nucleotides. The record is from the annotation of a GenBank genome assembly. Lineage: Eukaryota; Metazoa; Chordata; Amphibia; Anura; Ranidae.
GUGCGCUGUGUCCCUCGGACACAGCAGAUCACCGAUCACAGAAAGAGCUGAAGAUGUUGGCUCGAUCAUGUGAUCAGCUGUGUCCAAUCACAGCUGAUCACAGAUCAUCAGGGCACUGAUGAUCAGUGUGCCCUGAUGAUCAGUGUAGCCCCAGCAGUGCCACCUGUCAAAGUCCAUCAGUGCCAGCUGUCAGUGCUGAUCAGUGCCACGUGCCAGUGCCUAUCAGUGCCACAUCAAUGCCACAUAUCAGUGCAUACCAGUGCACAUCAAUGUCAAAUAUCAGUGUCCAUCUGAGCUGCCUUUCAGUGUCAUCCAUCAGUGCCAGUCAGUGCCACCUAUCAAUGCCAAUCAGUGCCACCUAUCAGUGC